CACCGCGCGCUGCGCCGCAACGUCAGACUGCAGCAGACUGCCUCCCUCCCCUUCCUUCAUCAUCUUUCCCCUACCGAAUCCCUUUUCAACGAAAUUAUGUCGACAAACGGUCCCGCUGGACUAGGUGGAGAGAUUGUUACCAUCGUCAACAAGCUGCAAGAUGUUUUCGCCGCAGUCGGUUCUUCAUCCGCACAGAUAGACUUGCCUCAAAUAUGUGUAAUCGGAAGUCAGAGUAGUGGUAAAAGUAGUGUGCUCGAGAACAUUGUUGGAAGAGAUUUCCUUCCUCGUGGCACUGGUAUUGUGACGCGAAGGCCUUUGGUUCUUCAACUUGUUCAUCGACCCGCGACAUCAACACCCCAACAGAACGGAAACGCUGUCGCAACCCCUGGUGGUGACCCUUCUGCGAACGCGGACGAAUGGGGAGAAUUUCUGCAUCUUCCCGGCCAGAAAUUCUACGAUUUCAACAAAAUUCGAGACGAAAUUGUACGAGACACAGAUGCAAAAACUGGCCGUAAUGCAGGCAUCUCACCACAACCUAUAAACCUUCGUAUAUAUUCGAACAAAGUCCUCACCCUUACGCUCGUCGAUCUGCCUGGUCAGACGAGGGUCCCUGUCGGAGACCAACCGAAAGAUAUCGAAAAGCAGAUACGAGAUAUGCUUUUGAAAUAUAUCUCGAAACCUGCUUGUAUUAUCCUUGCCGUCUCACCUGCAAACGUAGAUCUGGCAAAUUCUGAUGGUUUGAAAUUGGCAAGGGAAGUAGACCCGGAGGGUAACCGGACAAUCGGUGUUUUGACGAAGAUAGACUUGAUGGAUGUUGGUACAGAUGUGGUGGAUAUCCUCGCCGGUCGUAUCAUCCCGUUGAGAAUGGGAUAUGUUCCUGUUGUCAACCGUGGUCAGCGCGACAUCGACUCAGCGAAGUCAAUUGCAAAGGCUCUGGAUGCCGAAAGAGACUUUUUCGAAAAUCAUCCUUCAUACAAAGGCAAAGCGCAAUAUUGUGGUACCCCUUUCCUUACCAGGAAGCUUAACAUGAUCCUCAUGCAUCAUAUCCGCGCAACUCUACCCGAUAUUAAAGCUCGGAUUACCCAACAACUACAGAAAUACAGUGCUGAACUGCAAAGCCUUGGCGGGUCAAUGGCUGACAACUCCGCAAAUGUGGUGCUAUCCGUCAUUACUGAGUUCACAAACGAGUUCCGUACGGUGAUUGAUGGGAAUACAAAUGACCUAUCGCUGAACGAGCUCUCCGGCGGAGCACGUAUAAGCUUCGUUUUUCACGAGUUGUUUAAUUACGGAGUCAAGAACAUUGAUCCGUUUGACCAGGUCAAGGAUGGAGAUAUCCGCACGUUGUUGUACAACUCUUCUGGCUCUACACCAUCUUUAUUCGUAGGCACGGGUGCAUUCGAUGCUAUCGUGAAGCAGCAAAUAAAGCGAUUAGACGAACCCGGUCAGAGGUGUUGCCAGCUGGUGUACGAUGAGCUUAUUCGAAUCCUUGGGCAGCUUUUGGGCAAACUUCAAGCUUUCAAACGCUAUCCCGCUCUGAAGGACAGAUUUAACAGUGUCGUGGUGGCUUUCUUCAAGAACGCAAUGGUGCCCACAAACAAGUUGGUAGCUGACAUGGUUGCCGCGCAAGCCUGCUAUGUCAACACUACUCAUCCGGACUUUAUCAGCGGUCACAAGGCCAUGCAAAUUGUUCAGGACCGUCUAAACGCGAACAAACCCGCUACGCCUACUCCUGAUCCCAAGACUGGCAAGCUAGCUCCUGGAGCGAUCAACAACAAUCGUGAUCUGGACGUUGAGCCGAAGAAAGAGGAACCUAGUUUCUUUGGAAGCUUCUUCUCUAGUGCAAAGGGUACACAGAAGAAGAAACCUACGGGGCCACUGAUCGAAGCUCCUCCCCAGGUGAUUAAACCACAAGCAGCGUUGAAUGAGAGAGAGACUAUGGAGACGGAAGUUAUCAAACUUCUGAUUCACUCAUACUUCAAUGUCGUGAAGAGGGAGAUAAUUGAUAUGGUUCCCAAGGCCAUCACUCUCACAUUGGUGAACCACGCGAAAGAGAAUUUACAGAAAGAGUUGUUGCAGGAGCUGUAUAAACCCGAGGUGCUGGAUGAGUUGUUGAAGGAGAGUGAGUACGUUGUGAACAGAAGGAAGGAAGUUGUUGGUAUGGUGCAGGCCCUUAAUAAGGCGGAGGAGAUCGUCGCAGGUGUUUAAUCCGGUCUCGCCCAUUCUCUGUCGCUGUUCUCGUUUGUUGGACACUCUACUUCGAUAUUCAUUUCCUCGUGUGUGGAUCAUUUCUAGAACUUCUCAUGACUGCUACUGUCUGCAAGUCGCGAGCAGCGUGUUCUCGCCAUUCAUUCCUGGUCCUUAUGCUCACUCCCCUCAAUUAUCCUACCCUAAUACCCAUCCAUGAUACAUACUAGCGUAGUUGUAUAUAACGCAGGCACACUUUCAUUUCAGGUAACAUCGUGAGGGGGCUUUCGCUUUUGGC
Messenger RNA from Marasmius oreades (fairy-ring Marasmius), 2482 nucleotides. It is a transcript of the gene VPS1, whose product is annotated as vacuolar protein sorting-associated protein 1. Gene Ontology annotation, biological process: peroxisome organization. The record is from RefSeq and is a predicted model, not a curated record. Gene Ontology annotation, cellular component: cytoplasm; microtubule; membrane. Gene Ontology annotation, molecular function: microtubule binding; GTPase activity; GTP binding. Lineage: Eukaryota; Fungi; Basidiomycota; Agaricomycetes; Agaricales; Marasmiaceae. The coding region runs from base 97 to 2205 and encodes 702 amino acids. The transcript is spliced from 11 exons.